Molecule: messenger RNA, 1540 nt
Organism: Erpetoichthys calabaricus (reedfish)
Lineage: Eukaryota; Metazoa; Chordata; Cladistia; Polypteriformes; Polypteridae
Exons: 2
Coding region: 36-749 (237 amino acids)
Source: RefSeq, a predicted model, not a curated record
GACUUUCACACCUAUUUACUUUUUCUUUAAAAGAGAUGCCAAAAAGAGAAACUCGCCAGUCCGUGAAAAAGACUGAAGCACCUGCUGGACGCAGCACGACUUUUGACAAGAAAAAGACUGACACACCCGAGGUAGACGGCACAACCUUGGACAUGAGUGACUUUAAGAUGGCUGGUGAGGUAUUUAAGCACAUUGUAAAUGAUUGUUCAGCUUCAAGGCUGAAGUUUCAAGACCUGUGUAUAAUUUCUCAAACACUUGUCAGCCAUAGCAGUCACAGAGCCGGAUUGAUUUUAAUGAAGCAUUAUGUAAAGUCUGGUGUAGCUUCCGUGGUCAGUACAUGUGUAAGAGAUAUAUUAACUGGGUCUUGUUUAGCAUGCCGUUUGGGUGAUGAAUCUCAGGAUGGGCACACUUGUCUUUUACUAGAAUCUGAUCCUGAGGAAAUGCACCCUUGUGUUUCCAGCAUCUGUCAACAGAUCAGUAUUAAAAGAUUAAUACACUUGGUGUUUUAUAUGGUUAAACCCUUGUGUGGAUUAAGAAUUGUGAAACUGACUAAAAUUCAUAUUCUUAACUGUCUGAAGCAGUUUGUUGAUGAAGUAAACACUUUUCAGCUUAUACAAAAGAUGCACUGUGCAACAAAGCCCAAGAUUCGGACAGCAGCUUUUGAACUUGUCUUUAAUCACCAUUACAGUUAUUUUUUAAAACCAACAUUGAUUUACAGAAACCUAAACAAGAUGCGUUUUCCAUGCUAAACAAGACCUGUUUGUGUUAUAUUUUCUGUUGGCUAACUGUUGUAUUUUGUUGUGUUUCUGUUGUCAGAGGAACCAAGGACUCAGCUGCUAGAACAAGGAAAACCAGGUCCCAGCCCAUCGUGACACGUAAUACAACCUAUAGAAGUUUUUAUCCUUAUAUUAUAUCUGCUAGAAAAAGAUUCAUAAUGACAAUAAUUGGUCGCUCAGUCAUCUGGGCUUAUGUGUUUAGCUCUGUCGAACAUUUAGGGGAAAAAUUUGCUGAAUGUCAAGAGAACAAAUGCAUACCUGAUGGAUACAUUUGUAAUGUUUGGUUUGCUAAACCAUUUGUUGCAUAUAAACAUAGCUUAUUUAUGCUCCAAAGGGCUAGAAAGGACAGACUUGUGUCCUGUAUGUGUGCUUUGUUAAAAAUGUAUAAUCUCCCUUGUUUUCGUAAAGCUAUCAAGAAUGAUGUGGAUGAUAUUAUAGCUGAAUUUGAGCAGGGAGAGAUACCCAUUGAUGCUUACGCACAACUGAUUCAGCCUGUGAAGACCAGUUUUAUGUGGUUGGCUCUGUUCCAAACAGAGAAAAUAGGCCUGCGUAAUUUAGUGAAAUACAAAUAUAUAAAACAUGUGCUGGCUUAAACAUUUUAUUUUAGGUGUAUUACCGGCUCACUGAUGGGUUUGGACCUGGUUUGCAAUUUGAUUUGUGUUCUCAUACAUGUAUACAUUUCUUGUGUUUUUGUUUCUUUCCAAAUGAAUUGCUAAUCUGUAUACAAAUAAGCUUGUGUGAAUAUUGUACUGCUUUUAUUCAUA